AUGGCUUCAACGGAAUCUUUAGUGUGCGACACACUCGAUUUAAGUGGUCAAGGUCUAAAGAAACUUUCCCGUUGUCCGUCAGAUGCAAGUAUCAAUACAUUGAUCAUAGACGAUAAUGAACUUCAACGCCUCGAUAAUCUUGAUUCUUACCACAGGAUUACUAAGCUCUCAAUAGUAAGGAACCAGUUGUUGCGUAUGUAUGGAGUAUCAAAGUUACAUAAUCUUGUAACUCUUAAUUUAGCAAAUAACGGUAUAUUGACUAUAGAAGGUAUAAAGAAUAUGAUAAAUUUGCAAACAUUGUGCCUAGCUGGUAACAAUAUAAAGUCUAUUGAACAUUUACACACAAAUACUAAAUUGGAGCAUUUGGAUUUGUCUGAAAAUAGUAUUAGCCAUGUUUCGGACAUUUCAUAUCUACAGAACUUGAAGGAACUUUUUUUACAUAACAAUCGCAUAAUAACAUUGAGACAAUGUGAACGCUAUUUACCCACAUCUCUAGAAACAUUUACAUUAGCUAAUAAUAACAUUACUGAUUUAAAUGAAAUGUCACAUUUAGCUAAUUUAAAAAAUUUAGUAAAUUUUUCAAUUGCUAAUAAUCCGUGUGUUAGUAUGACAGUUAACAGUAUUGGUUUUGACUAUCGUCCUUUUGUUAUCAAUUGGUGUAUGAGCUUGAAAUCAAUUGAUGGCUAUCCUGUUGAUCCUAUUGAAAGCUUGAAGGCAGAGUGGUUGUAUUCUCAGGGACGCGGUAGACAAUUUCGGGUCGGUGAACAUGCACUACUUGCACAAUAUUUAGCAUCUGUCUGCCCUCUUUCUGGUGAAUCCCUAGAAAAUGAAACUGACAGGAAGCUUAGGCUGAUUUUAAGUAAAGCACAACAUCAUCAACAACAAUUAAAUCAACAAAGUGAUACUGGAAGUGUGCACAGCUUAAGUAGCGUCGGAAUGAGUCCUUCUCCGGCCGCUAGGCGUAGACUUAGUCAUAACAGGACAAGUUCUCCUAGACGUACCAGUACAACAAGAAAUUCAUUAAGAAUAAGGUCUCCAGAUAGAAUGGUAUCUAGUUGUCACACUGAUGCUAUGGUUUCUUCAUGUCACACUUUGUUAAAUGAAGAUCAUGAGUCAUUAAUGACUCAGAGUUUAGAUCCAAAUAUGCUUAGCGGUACUUUAAACAAUAAAGCAUUAAACGCUUCUGUUCCACAAGAUGUAGAAGAAACAUCUAGCCCCCUUCAAGCCGCAACGAAAUUAGUACCAGUUCCAGAAUCUCUAAUGAGUCCAGAUUUUCGCCCACCUUCUGGUCUUUCACGUGUUCUAGCAAAAACUCCACCAAGUAAAUUAACAUCACCUUGCCAAGUUACAGUGCCUAGUAAAUCCACUUCUGAUGGAGAUGGCAAAGUUAUUCCUAUAAUAAAUACAGUAAAUCCAAUGGCAAAAACGAAUCUUAGCGCUGUGAAAGCAAAUGCACUUGUAAAAAGUAAUUCUGCAACAAACUGCAGUAUCGGAAAACCAAAUAUUGCUAAACCCAUUAUCACAAGUAGUAGUAUUAAGUGUCCCCAUAGCGUGAAAAUUAAUAAUUAUGUUCAAAGUAAAACAUUGCCUGCAAAACGACCUACAAAGAAUUCACCGAAUUUAGGCAGAACUAUACAAAGGCCAAAAAGUGCAAAUGACAGAAUAAAGAGUAGUAUGGUAAAAAAAAGUGGAGAUGUAGAUGCAGAUAAUGCUACUCAGAGCAGUGAUGAAGAUAGUGAAAUGUGUCAAGCAAAAUUAGACGGUAUUCGACAUAGAGCGAUUCAAAGAAGACAAGAAGAUAGUAACAAAGAUCAAGAUGAAGCAGAGAAAGCAGCAAUAUGCAUUCAAAGAAUGUGGAGAGGAUAUCAUACUAGAAAUCUCAAUAAAAAAGCAACCAAUAUACUGAAAACUAUUGAAAUGAUAAGAACAAAUAAAUAUAUUCAGAAAUUGUCUACUGACAUGGAAGCUACUAGAACUGCUUUAGAAAGUGAACAUAAACUACAAUUAUUGCAAAUGCAAGCAAUUAACGCAUUAUGGAAAAAAGUUGUUAGUCUUCAGCCUGCUGCUAAUCGAGAUUCUGCAGGCAAUGAUAAUGAAAACAUUGCACAAAACGUAGAUGUUGUAACUAAUUUAGCGCAAACAUGUAAUUUGUUGCAUACUCAGGUGCAACAAUUACAAGAUUCUAUGUCAGAAAUAAAACGAUGCAUGUCAAGUAUGCAAUCUAAACCAAAUCUAGUCGAUAACGGUGUCGCGACUCAAACUGAGAUAUCUGCUGUUCAUACCCCAGCAGGCGAAGAAAACACAUUUCCGUACGCACGGCCACAUAGACCGCAGACUUUACCAAUUCAUCAGACUAUUCAUGAAGGAAAUGAAAAUAAAAGUUUUGCAUCUAAUUUGAUUGACAGUGUGUUAAAAAAAGUCUCUCAGUCUACAGAUACGACAGAUGAUGAAGUUAAUACUGACAUUUUAAAUUCGAAUGAAAAUCCUGAACUAUUGAAUUCAAAUGAACAUCCUGAUAUGUUCAAAAGUUGUGAAGAAAUUAUAGAACCUGAUUUCAAGGAGAUUACAGAACAUGAUACGAAAGAUGAAUAUGACAUAAUUGAUAAUGCUGCUCUAAAUGGUGAAGUUUGUGAAGAAACAUUAUAUAAGGAAUUGCACAAUUUAAUUGAAACAGAAAUUACAACAGAAAGUUGCACAAAUCUUGAAAAAGAAAAUCGUGGAGAAGAAAUUGAAAAUGAACAACAUUAAUCUGAGAGAACAUCUAAAAACGAUAAUAAAAAAAAUGAAGGCGCAAAGUUAGGAGAACUGAAACAAUGAAAAAUUAAUAUAAAUUCCAGUGAAUAGUGUUUCUGUUCACGAGUAAAAUUAACACGUUUGUAACUAAAAGUAUUUUCUGUACAUAAAUUCAGAUGGUAGCCUUAAAUAACAUUUAAGUGCUUUUAGUCGCAUGUUUUACAUGAUUCACGAUAGAAAAAUUAGAUACUUCCAUUAGAACUCAAAAACAUCUCACAUUAUUUAUCACGGAAAAACAGGUACCGGUAACAUUUUUUAAAAAAUCAUGUCAUUACAUUGUUUUACUAUAUACUGUGGUUAUUGAAGCAGUUCAGAAAUUUGUCCGUCCACAUAUCUGGUUUCGGAAAAUUUGAUCGAUGUAUAAAAUGUGUAUUAGUAACAUUGUAUAUCGUAAAAAGCUUUGCUCCUUCUUUAAAAGAUCGUAAGAAAAAUAUUACUGUACAGAUGAACUGUACAUUUGACACUACGAGUUUUAAUACUCGUAAAUUCUCAGAUUGAAGUGAUUUAUAAAAGGACAAAAACCUUCAGUAUGUGUAUGCAUUCCUUCUUAAUUUUCGUUUAAAGUGUACUGAAUAAUAUUAUAAAGAUAAUUAUUGAUUUUAUGUAUUUAUUCUUAUAUUUAUUAAAAAGCGUACACUUCAGUGAAAACUGGCAUUGACCCAAAGAUAGUUAAUUAUGAGAAUUUUUAAUCUAGUCACUGCUUAUGCUUCUACAUUAAUUACUGUAGAUACUAACUAAAACUUGUUACAUAAAUAUACAAUGUUAUUAAGAGAUAAAUACAAUUAUGACAAAAAAUUGCAUUUAGUGACUUUUCUGCAUAUGUGUAUACCUUUUAAGUUUUUUUAUUUAAAGUAUUUACAUCAUUAUAAAUUGUUGCUUUUAGAAUACUAAUGCAAUGAAAGAAUCUGAAUAUGUGAGCUCUCAUUAAAGUAAUAUUUAUUUUGUGUGAUACAUCUUUAUCGCGAUAUUAUAUAAGAUAUUUUGACGCUCAGAAUUGUUAAGAACUUGAUAUAAGUGUUCAAUAAAUAAAUGAUACGGUACAUAGUUGUUUAUAAUAAUAUUUUAAUUUUAUGUAAUUGACUUCUAUAUGUACUGUUUAUCUUAGUACAUGAAUAUUUUAUACUAGGAAACACAAUUUCGAAAUAUGAUAAAAAGUAGUUAAAUAUAAAAAAAAUUGGAAACAGAUAAAAUUUAUUACAUAGAAUGAGUAUUUAAUGUGAUACAAGUAUGCUUCAUAUGUUCCUUUUAGCUUUUAAUAAAAUAAGUAUAUGUUUAAGAUCAUAUGUUUAAAAUAAUAAAAUUAAGAAUAGUAUUUUCGGCACACAAUUCCAAUGUUAUAUGCUACGUUUUUAUUUACUUUUAUGCAUCU
This is a messenger RNA of Osmia lignaria (orchard mason bee), 4162 nucleotides long. It is a transcript of the gene Cep97, whose product is annotated as centrosomal protein 97kDa. Lineage: Eukaryota; Metazoa; Arthropoda; Insecta; Hymenoptera; Megachilidae. The record is from RefSeq and is a predicted model, not a curated record. Gene Ontology annotation, molecular function: U2 snRNA binding; protein binding. Gene Ontology annotation, biological process: mRNA splicing, via spliceosome.